Messenger RNA from Microcebus murinus (gray mouse lemur), 3299 nucleotides. NCBI's taxonomy places the organism in Eukaryota, Metazoa, Chordata, Mammalia, Primates, Cheirogaleidae. The record is from RefSeq and is a predicted model, not a curated record.
AGCCGUCAACCAUGGUGCCACCAGCCAGCUCAGAAGCCCAGAUGGUGCAGUCGCUGGGCUUCGCCAUCUACCGCGCCCUGGACUGGGGGCUGGACGAGAGCGAGGAGCGCGAGCUCAGCCCGCAGCUGGAGCGCCUCAUCGACCUCAUGGCCAACAGCGACUCGGAGGAUGGCAGCUGCGCGGCCGCGGAUGAGGGCUACGGAGGCCCCGAGGAGGAGGAGGAGGCCGAGGGCGGCCCCCGCGCAGUGCGCACCUUCGCCCAGGCCAUGCGGCUCUGCGCGGCCCGCCUGACCGACCCGAGGGGCGCGCGGGCGCACUACCAGGCCGUGUGCCGAGCGCUCUUCGUGGAGACGCUGGAGCUGCAGGCCUUCCUGGCCAGGGUCCGGGAAGCCAAGGAGAUGCUGCAGAAGCUUCGCGAGGACGAGCCCCAGGUGGAGAAGCCGCAGGUGGAGCUCGACAGCCUGGGUCACACGGACUGGGCCCGGCUGUGGGUCCAGCUCAUGCGGGAGCUCCGCCACGGGGUGAAGCUCAAGAAGGUGCAGGAGCAGGAGUUCAACCCGCUUCCCACCGAGUUCCAGCUCACGCCCUUCGAGAUGCUGAUGCAGGACAUCCGGGCGCGGAACUACAAGCUGCGCAAGGUCAUGGUGGACGGGGACAUCCCCCCCAGGGUGAAGAAGGACGCACACGAGCUCAUCCUGGACUUCAUCCGCUCUCGGCCGCCGCUGAAGCAGGUCUCAGAGAGACGGCUCCGCCCGCUCCCGCAGAAGCAGCGGACGCUGCACGAGAAGAUCCUGGAAGAAAUCAAGCAAGAGCGGAGGCUGCGCCCGGUGGGCGGCAAGGGCUGGGCCGCUCGUGGAUUCGGCUCUCUGCCCUGCAUCCUGGACGCCUGCUCCGGAGAGGCCACCUCCACCUCCUGCAUCAACCUGUCCGUCCCAAACGCUGGGAGCGGCGUCCAGCGCCCGAGGCCCCGGGUGCUGCUCAAGGCGCCCACCUUGGCCGAGAUGGAGGAGAUGAACACGUCUGAGGAGGAAGAGUCUCCGUGUGGGGAGGUGACGCUGAAGCGGGACCGCUCGUUCUCGGAGCACGACCUGGCCCAGCUUCGCAGCGAGGUGGCCUCGGGCCUGCAGCCGGCCCCGCAGCCCCCGGGAGGGACAGAGCCCCCGCGGCCCCGAGCGGGCAGCAUGCACACAUGGAGGCCUGGCCCCCAAGACCAAGGCACGUGUCCCUGUGCUGGGAGUGUCCCGUCCCGGCCGGACCCCAGCCCCUCCCUACGCAGCAACCUGGGCUCCAAUGAGGACAGACCAGAGACUUCCGUGGCCCCAGAGGCCAAACACCUAUGGCUGGAGUUCAGCCACCCUGUGGAGAGCCUGGCCCUGACCGUGGAGGAGGUGAUGGACGUGCGCCGUGUGCUGGUGAAGGCCGAGAUGGAGAAGUUCCUCCAGAACAAGGAGCUCUUCAGCAGUCUGAGGAAAGGGAAGAUUUGCUGCUGCUGCUGGGCCAAGUUCUCACUGUUCUCGUGGCCACCUACCUGUCUCUUCUGCAAAAGAGCCGUCUGCACUUCUUGUAGCAUGAAGAUGAAAAUGCCAUCUAAGAAGUUUGCACACAUCCCUGUCUACACGCUGGGCUUUGAGAGUCCCCGGACGACAUCGACUGCCAAGACCACGCCGGCGCAGAGAAGAGACGUGUUCCAAUCCCUGCAGGGGCCGCAGUGGCGGAGUGUGGAGGAGGAGUUCCCCCACAUCUACACCCACGGCUGUGUCCUGAGGGACGUCUGCCGAGACUGCACCAGCUUCGUGGCCGACGUGGUGUGCUCCAGCCGCAAAAGCGUGGACGUCCUCAACACCACGCCGCGACGCGCCCGCCAGACCCAGUCCCUCUACAUCCCUAACACCAGGACUCUUGACUUCAAGUGAAGGCCCAGGGUGGCCAGGCCCCAGGGAGGAGCCAGGCUGAGACGCUGAGCAGCCCGCAGCCCUCCCGAGCUGUGCAUGUAUAUAUAUACAUAUAUAGAUACAUUUAUAUAACGCACACAGCCUAUAUAUUUAUAUACAUUGUUUCUGGCCCCAGAGUUCAUCCGGAUCAGGCUCACUGCAGGGCCCUCCUGGGGCAGGCUGUUUCCUCUCAGGACUCCUGAGGGGCACAGGGGAGGGAACGAAUGGGAAUGGUUUUUCCCACAGAGUGGGGAGUACAGAAGGUUCUGGAUUCAGGGAGUCCUGGCAUGGACUCCCCUCCCGUGUUCCAGCUCUCCUCUCCAUCACAGGAGUGAAAACACGGCAGCUUCCCCUCCCUGGGUUGACGUCUCGGUGGCGAUGGCACCUUGCUCCCAGGUGGACCAGGCUCCCUGAUACCCCUGCCCUCCCUUGGGGGUAACCAGGCAGCAGGGGCACCUGGGAAGACCCUGAGUGGGCAGGAUUCUCCGGAAGCAUCCUCUGCUUCCGUCUGGAAGGCUUGGGGCCCACACCCCAGCCACCCUGCAGCUCUGGGCUCUGCCACAGCUGGUGCUGGCCUUCCCGUGAGGUGCUGGCCCACGCGUCCCGGAGAUGCCGGGUGGUGCCGCACAGGGAGGAGCAGCUCCUUGAUUCCGCACACGUGGCCGCUUUUGGCCUAACAAAGGUCGUGACAGUCUUCUGUCUGGGUGUGCACCGAGGACUCACCCAGCUAUCGCAGUGGGCAUUUGGCCCAAGGCUGAAGGUGGGCUCUGGGGGCCACCUGCCCCUGAGGUCCAGGAACGGCCUCCUCAGCUCAGUACAGUCUUAGGGUGCCCAAGCUCAUUCCCAGCCCCUCCCCCCACUGGCUCCCUACCAACUCCAUGGGCCUGGCCGUCUUGGGCUGCAUGUGACACAGCUUAGGCCACGCUUGCCGGCCUCGGGGAUGCUUUGGUCUCGUUCCCAGAUCCCUACUCUGUUCUCCAGGGAGAUGAUUCACCUGGGUUCACAGGGGUGAGAGGUGCAACCUCAGCAGCUCAGGUAGGCCUGCGCUCACCACUCUGCCUGCUCACAUGCCCCAGGAGGUGGGUUCUGUCGUCAUCCUGCCUUAAGAUGAGGAAGCUGAUGCUCAACAAGGCGAAAGACUUUGACCAAAGACACACAGCUCACCCAGGGACACCUGGGACCUCAGUGGAGGCCUUUUGAGUCCAGGCUCCAACGCCUGCCACGGAGCCCGCAGGAGGCCCUGCAGGGACAGGACUUGUAACAGAUGGGCCUACGGGAGAGAAGUAUCAGCCAGGGGCCAGGAAAUUCCACAUACACAAAAUUAGAGCAGCCAAUAAAAACAGCCACCUCCCAGCACUUGUCUGAGCA